This is a messenger RNA of Metarhizium acridum CQMa 102, 3027 nucleotides long. RefSeq lists its product as uncharacterized. NCBI's taxonomy places the organism in Eukaryota, Fungi, Ascomycota, Sordariomycetes, Hypocreales, Clavicipitaceae. Gene Ontology annotation, cellular component: GID complex. Gene Ontology annotation, biological process: proteasome-mediated ubiquitin-dependent protein catabolic process. The record is from RefSeq and is a predicted model, not a curated record.
AUGGCUCGACCGCAGAAUUCGUCGAUUCUAGCACAGCUGCGGAAUGCAAAGUCACUGCCCGAGCAGGCGGCAGCCCUGCAGGCUCUCAAGAAUGAAAUAGUUGGUCAUGUGCAGAAGAAGGAGGCAUGGAUUGGCCUCGGCGUUCUUGAACCCAUAGUCAGAACUCUGUAUUCCAGCCGUUCACCUGCGAAAUUGAACGGAAAAGAUGCUACUGUCCAGCCUCUGUCGCGGCCUCUAUCCGACGACGACUCGGUCAAGCUCCAGGCCCUGCAGCUCGUCGCAAGCUUUGCUAACGGUGGACCCGCGUUUCUUCACCCUUUACACGCAGCUCGUGUCGUACCGGCCAUUUUGGGAAACAUUUCGCCCUACACGAGUCCCCCACAGGUGGUCGUUUCUUCUCUGAGAGCGCUCCUCGACAUCACUUCUGCCGCCCGUCUGGCCGUUUCGCCGUCACCUCUCGAUGUACAAACUCUUGCCGAUGAUGUCUUCACUUCCCACCAUAUCGAGUCGCUCAAUGCGAUGCUCUCGAUGACGUCCUCGAAAUAUAUCCUCCAAUCCCAGGUUGUCCUCGCAUCGACCCUCAUAAGUCGCCUGUGUCGAGAAGACAGGCACCAACAUGCCCUUACCAUGGGCGGUAUUUUGGACUCCUUGGCUGCUCAACUAGCAAGGUUUGCAGUUGCAGAUGGCCUUGUCAUACCAGGUGCAGAAGAGCUUGCGCUCAGUGAUGGGCUUCACGAGGUGUUUCCCGAACCGGCCAACCCUGGUGCCCAAAUUGGACCUAUUCUCGAGGCCAUCAGUUGCAUUAUUGGUGACUCCAAAUACCGGGCGAACAGACUGAUCUGCUCGCCUUCCUUGCUAGCAAUUUUCCCAAGCGUCAAGUUUGAACCAUACGGGGAUCCACGGGAUUCACCGCAGGCGCUGCCACCGAGGCACAACGGAGUAACUGCUAUGGAGUUUAUUCUCCCUUCUCUUCCCAUCACGACAUCGAGAACGCCGUCAGCCGUUGCAUCGUCUUUUCCCACUCCAGAUCGAUCCGACUCUAGGACAUCUAGCAGGACAUCGCUGAGCAAGUUUGGUUCGUCUGCUGUGUGGGACUCGCCUCGAUUCCAAGCAUUGGGAAAUACCGUCGACGUCUCUAACGAAGAUAUUGAAAGCCCAUUCAUCCCAUGGCUCAUCCAUCUAGUGCGAUCAUUGAAUGAUUACGAUCGAUUGAUGGCAGCCGCGGUUCUUGCCGCGCUUUUCAAGGCCGGGCUUGGUAGAAAGGGCGUUCGAGAGACCAGCAUUGGUUUACUUGUGGUCCCCAUUCUUGUAGGCAUGAUCGCAAAGAAUGACAAGGACGGAGUCGAACUUCUAGAUUCCUUUGAUACAAGCCAACUUCAAAUCUUGGAGAAGGCUCCGGCGAUUCUUGCCAGAACCAUUACAGACAGUGAAUACCUACAAAAAGCCGCGUUUGACUGCGAUGCUGUCAAAGUCCUCACAAGGCUGCUCAGACGGGCAUACCAGCCUGUAGAGGACAUGAGCCAGCCCAAGUACUGGUCGCCGAAUCCGGAUACAGGAAUGGAUGUUGAGAGCACAUCGUCUCUUGCACAGCUCGGGGAGAAUGGCCAGAAUCCCUUGCUCGCUCAUCGAAUUCGCCUCCGUGAAUCUGCGCUGAAGGCUAUAGGUGCAUUGUCUGCAGGCAAAGAGGAUUACAGAAAAGCUCUUAUCGCAGAAGACUUUGUCCCAUUUGUGGUCGAGUCUCUUAGCGAAUUUCCUAGAACGCCGAAGCAGGCAAAAGACAAACCGCUCAACGAGACUGCACGGUCUGGCCCAGUGUCGAGUUACGGCACAAACCCGCAGUCCGUCAUCAUUGCUGGCUGCCACGUAGUGAGGACAUUAGCUCGGUCAGUUAGCAUCUUACGGACAGCCCUGGUGGAUCAUGCAGUUACCAUGCCUAUAUUCCGCUUCAUGCGUCAUCCAGACAUCACCAUUCAGAUUGCUGCCACGGCCACUGUUAUUAACCUUGUUGUGGAGGUCAGCCCGGUCAGAGAGCUUCUUACCGAAAGCGGAGUAAUGAAAGUACUAUGCGAGCAUGCUCACUCUGAUAAUCACUCUCUCCGGUUAAAUGCUCUAUGGGCAUUAAAACAUUUCGUGGAUGCCGUGGGACCAGAUCUGAAGAAAGCAUGCCUAGAGCAGCUUCAGCCAGGGUGGUUGAUGCAGUUGAUUUGCGACGACGACCAAGAAGCUUCUUUCUUUGCUCCGAAAGCCAAAGAAUCGUCAGCCGACGAUUUGGACGAGGACAUGGACAUGCAACAGUCUGACGAACCUCUGCGAUGGUUCUUCGGAACUAAUGGGACUAUACGAGAGUUGGAUGCUUCUCGAUCGUCAAGGCUACGACAGGUGGAGGACCGGCUGGCUUCUGUGCGUGAGGCAGAACUCAAUCCAACUAGAAAAGCACGAAACGACAGACUGGCGAUUCAAGAACAAGGCUUAGAUUUUAUAAGAAACUUCAUCGGAAGACCGGAAUCUGGCGUAUCAUCAGAGGCUCCCAGUGAAACGACCGAGAUGAUUGAUCACUUGUUUAGCGAACUCGGGCAAGAUCGACUCUUCGAGAUUCUGGCCUCAAAACUACGGUCAAAGGUUCUACAUCCGUUCUCAAGAAGAACUCCGGUCAGUGGUAGGGAGACUCGGGUCCUCCAUCCGCAAGCCAGGAUUAUUGUGGCCGUCAUAUGCAUCCUCGUCCACAUGGCCGCUAGUAUCCCCCGACAUCAGCAGCUCGUCAUUGCGCAAACAGAGCUUUUGAAGCUCCUCGCCCAGCAAGUUAACAGCAAGGACCGAGGCGUGCGGGCAUCGCUGUGUUACCUUGUUAUCAACCUGACCUGGCAGGAAGACGACGCCGAGGCACAGGCCUGCUCACAGCGGGCACAGGAGCUGAAAAAGCUCGGUUUCUAUUCCAAAAUGGAGACGUUGAGGCAACAAGAUCGGGACUUGGAUGUGCGUGAGAGGGCGAAGACGGCUACGUGGCAAAUAGAGCAAGCGACCUAUUAA